AUGGUCUGCCUUCAAAAAGGAAAAGAUCAGACCUCAACAUUCACUGGUAACUUUGUCUACUAUAUCCAGUCAGUGCUCCCAGAUGACAUUGUCAAAGCAGUCCUGGAGAAAAUAGGGUACGUUGCAACAACAGCAACAGAGUUUUCACUUGUCAAAAAGAGAAAUAAUGAGGAAACAAAGCAGACUGCAUUUGAAAUAUUCCUGGCAAGGAUUGAGUGCGAAACCAUCCUGGAAAUGACAAGUGAAGGAAAAGGUGGCAAUUUGGAGGAGCCCCUGCAGCAGAGAACAGAAACACGGCAGCACCAAGGAGAGCAGGACAGAGAUCACCCACCCCCGAGGGGAGACACGGAAAAUCCAGAAAAGGAAGAAAGCAGUGAGACACCUUUGUGCCUUGCUCCCCAGCAGAACUGCUCAGCUCCCUGCCCUCUGUCCUUUGAAGCUGCUGGGAAUGUGGAAAUCAAGGAUAAGUUGGCUCAGGCAGCAGGUGCUCCAUCCACCUCCAUCCCUCUGGAACUCCCCAGGCAAGGCGUCGGCUCCACGCGGCUGCCGGGGCAGUGCUUGGACAGCGAGGACUUCCUGGUCAGGUACAGUGACAUUGUCAUAGGACAAACACCUAUUUUCAGUGAGAAUCGUUCUCCAAGGGCUUUUGAGACAGAGCCAAGAGCCAGUGUGAGUGAGGAAUGUGCCUUGGCUGCAGAGCCCCGGGGGGCUGAGCUGGGCCCUGUGCCGCUGUCCCCAGGAGCCAGCGGCCCCCCAGCCUUUGCCAUGUUUGCUGACAGCCCCUGUGACAGCUCAGCCCCCGUGGAGUUCAGAGCUCCACAACUGCCCCAAGAAUCCAUCGAAGCAGAAAUCAAGGAUGCCAUGAACUGCAUAGACUCAGACCCUGCCGAUGGACCCGCUGAGCUGAAGUCUCUGCCCUACACGGACUUUGCCUCUGCCCAGACUGUCCCCAGGGAGGAGGAGGUUUGUGAUCUGUCCUUAACUUUCACAAAACUACAGAUCAAGGACACUCAGGAAGAUCUGAUGUAUCCAGUGGAGGAAACUGGCCAACCUGUAGCAGCAGCAUGUGCCAGCGACAGGCACAGAAGAGAAUUUAAUCACUCCAAAAUCAAACACACAUAUCUGGCUGAUGCUGAGCCAUCCUCAGACCUGUGCUGUACUGCUGGGAACACGGAGCAUUCCACCACUGGUUCUGAUGGCAAGAGACUGUUCAUGGAUACUGGUAACACACACAGAGCCUCUGAGGGCUUCAGGCACAUCAGAGAGCCCCCCAACCUCACCUACAUCCCACCACAGAGUAUCGAUGUUCGGCCUUCACAGCCAAGAAGGACCUGCACACAGGACAGAAGGACCCUCCUGCAGCCUGAACCUGACCCUCCUGAAUCCAGUGAAGUAACUCUGGAGAACUGGAAUUCAGAACUGAGUGAAAACCAGGAGCCUUAUGUCAUUAUUGACAGGACCGACCAAGGAAUGUUAUGCCAUCACAUUUGAGUCUACCAGUGCUUUAUCUCUAAUCUGCCUAGGGUUUUUGCCUCUCACUUGUGGCCUUGAUCAUCUUUUCAAGGAGAUGAUUAGUUUUGUCAAAACAGUUUAAAAAAAACCAAAACCACAUCACUGCUUUUGGACAGUAAAAAACAGGA
Molecule: messenger RNA, 1640 nt
Organism: Corapipo altera (White-ruffed manakin)
Lineage: Eukaryota; Metazoa; Chordata; Aves; Passeriformes; Pipridae
Exons: 3
Coding region: 1-1491 (496 amino acids)
Cellular component (GO): cytoplasm
Source: RefSeq, a predicted model, not a curated record